Molecule: messenger RNA, 3051 nt
Organism: Ceratina calcarata
Lineage: Eukaryota; Metazoa; Arthropoda; Insecta; Hymenoptera; Apidae
Gene: l(2)41Ab
Product: lethal (2) 41Ab
Exons: 8
Coding region: 269-2863 (864 amino acids)
Biological process (GO): axoneme assembly
Cellular component (GO): cytoplasm
Source: RefSeq, a predicted model, not a curated record
AGUCCUCAUUCUCGUUAUAGAUGCGGUUGACAUGGUUACCGCAAUAAUUCAAAUGUAAAUAAGUCAGAACACCUUGCAGUAUUUAAUGAAGCUGUCAAAUGAAAUGCCAAAAAGUUUAAAUAAAUUUACAUAAUUUAAGUAGAUACGUUAUUUGUUUAUCUUAUCAACGUAGAAGCUGAUAAAAGGAAGGUUUCUCUAAAAAUAGUAGAUCGUAAAACGUGCAGAAAUUUUUGAGCAAGUUACAAGCAGUGAGAAAGAUUUUAUAAUCAUGACGCCUGCACUAAACGUUCUUGACCCAGACGACAAAUUGAUGCAAAGAUUCCAGAAAACAUUACGCGAACAUUUGUUGAAUGUUAAUAAUCGUCUCUCGGAGGAGAUACUCAAUCUCGAAGCAAAUGUGAAGCAAGCAGAAAAAGAUCUAGAAUCUGAAGGUGUACUUCUUUAUCAAGCACAAGAAGAAAUCCAACGUCAAGAUGUUACACUACAGCAAUACAUGGAAGCAUUAUCGAAAGUCACAGCACUUAGAGAGAAAAGGAAUAAGGACGUAGAAAAUGUUAAAGAAAUCUUGAAGCAAAGUUAUUCUAAAUUAAAAGAAGAGAAAGAUAAGAAGGAAAAACUUUCGCAAGAAUUGAAAAAUUUGUUGGAUCUCUACACUUGUUUGUCUAAAUGGGAGAAAGAAUUGAACGAUAAUUUAAUAUUGUCAAAGCAAAUGUCAUUACAAGAUGCCAAUAGAAAUAAAAUGUUGAUUAAUAAGAAGCAGCAACGAGACUUUGUUCUGUAUCGUUUAAAAGAGGAAGUAUGGAAAAUUGAAUGGGAAACUGCUUACCUAGACGAACAAUUACAAAUUAAGGAUAGGGAAAAGGAAGAUGCUAAUAGAAUGAUAAUUGACGCAAAUACAAAUUUAGAAACUCUUCAUAUGGAACACAAAGAUUUACAUGAUGUAUGGAAAUCUGUGAUAAAUAGUAUUUGUAAGAGGAACAACGUUUAUGAUCAAUUACACUCUGAGCAAGCGGAUGCUCUUAAAUUGUACAAUGGAAUAUUAUUAGAAAUACAGAAGGUAAAACACGAAACGGAGAAAGAAAUGGAAAUGAAUGAACAUCUGACAUCUUUAUCCUAUCGAAUAGAGAAUAAUAUUAAAAUAGCAUCAAGAGCGAUUACAACGUUUAACGAAAAAAUUGCAAACAGUGAAACAGAAAUGUUAAAAUUUACACAAAUCAAUGAGCAAACACAACAUGAUUAUAAUACUGUUUUUACUAGAUAUCAAAGUUGUUUGAACGAAGAAGACCAAGUGACUAAAAAACUCGAAAUUAUUGUCGAAAGGAAAAACAGUUUAGAAGAUACAAUAUAUAAGAAGUUGGAAGAGAAAGUUAUAUGCAACAAGACAGCGCAGUACAUAAACGAAUUGUUAAUAAAUACAAAGAAUUCUGUGUUAGAAUACGAAAUUUCAGUCGCCCGCGUAGAGAAUACGUAUGGAAAUAAUCUGUUGCAAUUAGAGAAGCUUAGAAAUCUUAUUUCAACCGAAAAAACGGAGUUAGAUGAACUUUUCAAAACGAAUGCUAAAAAAGAGAAACAGAUAGACGAAGUACAAAAGGAGAUAAAAAAAUAUGAAAACAUGAUUGAAAAAACUCAAACAAAACUUUUAGGAAUCAAUAAACUUAUUGAUCAGAUACUACCAAAUAUUGGCGGCGAAGAAAUGAGCCCGCAGGAUCUGAAAAUUAUUACUUUAGAGAAAAAUAUUCAGAAGCUCCAGCAAAAUAUUAAAAAGACGCAGCAAUUUUGGAUGCGUCAGCAAGGUUUCGUUGUUUCAUUGAGCCAGCAAAGGGAAUCGCAAUUACGAGAAAUAAAUAUUCUCGAGAAAGAGAUAAUGAUAAUGGGUCAAAAGAAUUUCAAGUUGGAAUACGCGCUGGAAAUGAUUGCGAAGGAGGAUGCGAAUACGAACAAAAUAAUUAGUUUUCUCGAUCAAAAAUUAUCACGCAUGAGUGCUGAUUUAGUGUUGCAAAGAGAUUUAAAGAAGGGAUUAGAAGAUCAGAAUUGCAUUAUGAAGAACGAAUGCCUCUUCUCCUUUCAAGAAUUGGAAUUAGAACUUAUAAAGUUACAAAACGAUAUAAAAAAUAUGUGUAACGAAAAGAUCGUGUUGAAAGAAGAAUUAAAAUCUGCGCAACAAGAAAGCUUAUCAUGGGAGAAAAAGAUACAAUUAAUGCAAGAUACAAUUAAAAAUAUGAAAGACGAACAGACGGCUGGCGGUAUAGCGUCGAUGCGAAGUGAAAUUCACAGGAUGGAAAUGAGACUUUCAUAUUUAAAGAAGAUUCAAGAGAAAUUGAUUCGCGACAUGGAACUUUGUAUCACGAGAAGAGAUAUUAUAAUGGAUAAAGUAUUCAGUAAACACAAACGAAAUCCCAAAGUGAAACAUAACGAAAAGAUUGUAAUGCAUAAACGGCUUUCCGAUCAGAGAACAAAAAUCAAACAACUUUUAAAGAUUACAAAGCAAACGAUUAAUAUGACGGAAAAAUUGAAAGAUCAAAUAACAAGUACUCAAGACAAGGUAUAUAAAUGUCAAGAGGUGUUACAAAACUUGAAAAAACAUAUUCGCGAUAUAGAAGAAGAAAUUAGGCAACUGGAACUGCUAAAAUAUCGGAAUUUGCAUAGUUUAGUUCUUAAACAAAGGAAAGUAAAACAAUUAAAUGAUAUUAAAAAUGGCGUAUAUAAAAUGGUUUACAAAAGCGAAAACAUGAUAGAAGAAUAUCUACAGAAAGAACAUACUUGUCGAGAAAAUUUGAAAUAUACAUUGGAAAGGACUGACCAUGACUUUCCUAUGCUGAAAAGCAGUAUAAAAAAAAUACAACUGACACUGGAAAUUAUUUAGGAAACUAAUGAGUAUAUAGGAUAAGAUAAAAGUUUGCGAUUAUUAUAUUAUCAGUGAAUAAGUAUAUUGCAUAAUGGUACAAAGUUCUAGUGACUGUUAUACAAAAGUGUUUUAUCAAGCUAAAUGUUAUUCAUUAUAAAAAUUUUCUUUAUAUAAUAAAGCAAUAAACUCGUGCCUGCAGCAUCAUA